UUGAAUCAUGGGUAUGUACCAGAAAAAAAACUACUUUACUGCAGCAUUGCGGAACUUGAGGAAGACUUGGAGCAGGAAAGACAAUCUCGUGGCAAAUCGGAUCGUACUCGAGCGGAUUUGCAACGUGAACUGGAUGAACUCAGUGAACGGCUUGAUGAACAAGGCGGUGCUACUGCAGCGCAAAUUGAGCUGAAUAAAAAGCGUGAGGCGGAAAUGGCUAAACUGAAGAGAGAUUUGGAAGAAAACAACAUGAAUCAUGAACUGCAAAUAUCGGCUUUGCGUAAGAAGCACAACGACGCAGUGGCAGAACUUAGCGAUCAACUCGAACAGAUGCAGAAGUUGAAAGCAAAAUCGGACAAGGAUAAAGCACAGUUGUUGCGUGAUUUAGAGGAAGCGAAUGCAAACGCUGAUGCAGAGAGCCGGCAGAAGCAGGAGUUUGAGAAGCAGUCCAAAAUGCUUGAAAUGCAGUUCUCCGAGCUGCAAACAAAGACAGACGAACAGAUUCGUCUCAUUAAUGAUUUCACAGCUCUGAAGGCAAGGCUCACAAAUGAGAAUGGCGAUUUAUCUCGACAACUGGAGGAUCUUGAAAAUCAAAUUAAUGGGCUCCAUCGCCUGAAAGCUCAGUUGAUGAGUCAACUGGAAGAAGCAAAACGCACUGCUGAAGAGGAAGCAAGAGAGCGGCAAAAUUUGGCUGCACAAGUGAAAAAUCUCGAACACGAAAAUGAUAAUUUGCGUGUGCAUGCCGAUGAAGAAGCUGAGGGCAAAGCAGAAUGUCUUCGUCAAAUGAGCAAACUGAACGCGGAAAUCCAGCAGUGGAAGGCUCGCUUCGAAGGUGAAGGCUUGGCAAAGAUGGAAGAAAUCGAAGAAGCCAAACGCAAGCUAAUGCAGAAGGUGCAGGAUCUCACAGACGUGAACGAAGCAGCAAACGCAAAGAUUAUGUCAUUGGAAAAAACCAGACACAAGUUAAUGGGAGAUCUUGACGAUGCUCAGGUUGACGUAGAACGAGCAGCAGCUUAUGCAGCGGCACUAGAAAAGAAGCAGAAAGCAUUUGAUCGGAUAAUCGAGGAGUGGAGGAAAAAGUGCGAUGAUUUGAGCGCUGAACUGGAAGCAGCGCAGCGUGAUAACCGCAAUCUAUCCACUGAACUCUUUAAAGCCAAAACUGCGCAAGACGAACUCCUUGAGGUAACCGUCUGCUUCGCUUUAUACUAGUC
Gongylonema pulchrum is the source of this 1211-nucleotide messenger RNA. Lineage: Eukaryota; Metazoa; Nematoda; Chromadorea; Rhabditida; Gongylonematidae. The record is from the annotation of a GenBank genome assembly.